AUGUACGUUGUUCGCAAAAUGGAGGGACAAGAUGAUAACACCUCGUUCCCCUUUUCCCAUGAUAUUAGGAUGAUCCGCUUGGUGGGUCCUCGUGAUAUUUUGGAUUUCGUCAAGGUCAUGUUAGGAUGGUGCUUAUUAGUAGUCCACAUGUGGAAGAACACUGUGACUGACUUGCAUUGUGGUGAAGGCCAGAGGAUGAAGGAGAUGCUUGCCCAUAAAAAAGAAAAGAAGGAAUUUCUUAGCAAGAUUGCCAAUCAUGGAGUCGCCUUCACAACCAAAGCAAAAGAAAACUAA
Sphenostylis stenocarpa is the source of this 294-nucleotide messenger RNA. NCBI's taxonomy places the organism in Eukaryota, Viridiplantae, Streptophyta, Magnoliopsida, Fabales, Fabaceae. The record is from the annotation of a GenBank genome assembly.